Molecule: messenger RNA, 1632 nt
Organism: Closterium sp. Naga37s-1
Lineage: Eukaryota; Viridiplantae; Streptophyta; Zygnematophyceae; Desmidiales; Closteriaceae
Source: the annotation of a GenBank genome assembly
AUGUCUCAGCUGGUCGAAGCGACCACGCGCUGCUGCUGCUUCCACAGAUGCGGUCGCACAGGUCGCAUUGUAUCUGUCGCCGCGGCCGACGCGCAUAACAGAGAGCAGCUGCACCUGCGCGCCUUGCAACUGGAUGACCGGAAGGAAGGCGAGCGACGGGUUGCGCUCAUGCGACAGCAGCAGCAAGUUCAAGGCGACAUGGAGAAAUUUGGACCCACAGCCGGCACCGCAACCGGACCUCCUGGUAGCGCCGGCAAAUCCAAAUCACGCGUUUCGUCAGGCCCGCGUUUCGCGUGCCGUUGCUCCCAGUGCACUUCCCGCUAUGGCAGCCCCGGCCGCUUGCUAUGCGAGACCGCAUGGCGCGAUCACUGGAAGCGACGCGCGGCGGAAAUAGUCCUUCAGCAGGAGGAGGUGGAACCAGUGCCGGUCGCGGAGGUUUCGGAUCGCGAGUCGGGCGUCCAGGGAUGCGGCGGACGGUCUAAGGGAGCCGUCGCCGGCUCGUUUCUGGCGACCGAAGGGGAAGAGGCUGACAGCGGCGGCCCGUUGCCUGGCACGAGCUGCGACCACUGGGGCUCGGAAGCUAGAGUGCAAGAGCACCAUCAACGAGCGGUUUUCCCUGGCGCGGAGCCUAACGCCGUCUGGACUCCGCCCAGCCAUACUCGCGAGUUCCCCUGGCUGUCGUCGUCGCCUAAGGCCCCGCCCGCCGCGGUGGAUUCGCCGUCCGCGCGGUGGGAGGGCGGGAUUGGCGCGGAGGAGCGCGUGGGCUACGGCGCUUGGCGGAAGCGGGGGACGGAGGCGGUGGCGGUAAGAAGCGGAGACGCGCUACCCGGGGAGCACUUCGAGGCGCGCAGGCUUCAAUUCUCUGACGAUGCCGCGGCGGCGGCACCGGCGGCCGGGCUGCUGGGAGAUCUUGGAGAUCUCGACGCUUCUAAUGACGGCUCGCCUACUAAGAGGGCGAGGUCUGGUCUAACCAGACCGCUAGCCGCCUCCGCGACUGGUGAAGCAGUCGCGGCUGCAGCAGCUGUAGCGGCGGCGGCGGCGGUGUACAGAGGUUAUCAAGCUCCGAGCUGCCACGUGGCGGACAAGCUACAGCAGCUGCGGUGUUUUGACAAUCGCGCGCAAGCGCGACAGGGUACUGCGGCGCUCGAUGCGGUGGAAGCCAUGCUCGUGCAUGCUCGCGCCGCGCUCGGUGCGGCGGCUGCGACGGCCGGCGCGGCAGGGACGAAUAACACCAACUCGCUUCAAGGUGGUAUGCCGGGCACGCCGCGGGCCGGCCUGCCGUUGCCGUCUGUGGAGGCAGACGAAUGCUUCGCCGGCCGUCUCGACGACGCGUUUCAGCGGCAGCAGCACCAGCAGACGGCCGCGGCGCUUUCUCAUGGUAUGCUGAGACUUCUUUUUGACGACGGUACGCUGGCCGCUUCUGCUGCUGUCAACGCCAGAGCCAUGGCCGCCGCUGCUGCCGCCGCUGCGACUGCGACUGCUGGGAGGGGAGGGCCUGGGGGAGGGUUGGGUCAGGUGAUGGCGGGGGGAAUGGGUCCCGCUUCUCCUGCACUAAGUGAGUCAGGGCGUGGGGAUUACCGCGCCACACGGGCAGGUCUUUUUGGUAACCCCUAUGGUGGUUACAUUCAGUGA